AUGGCAGACAACGAGCAAAAAGCAUUGCAGCUUAUGGCGGAUGCCGAGAAAAAGCUUAAUUCAUCCAAAGGACUCUUUAGCUCUCUCUUUGGAACUUCGAAGGUAGAUGAAGCAGUAGAAUGUUAUCAGCGGGCUGCUAAUCUGUUUAAAAUGGCCAAGAAAUGGGGAAACGCUGGCAAUGCCUUCUGCGAGGCUGCUAACCUUCAUAUCAAAGCUGGAAGUAAACAUGACGCAGCUACAAAUUAUGUUGAUGCUGCUAAUUGUUACAAGAAAACUGAUGCAAAUGAGGCUUCUAGUUGUCUUUUAAAGGCAAUAGAAAUUUAUACAGACAUGGGAAGAUUUACGAUGGCUGCUAAACAUCAUCAAACCAUUGCUGAGAUGUAUGAAAGUGAAGCUGUAGAUUUAGAACGUGCUGUCCAUCAUUUUGAACAAGCAGCUGAUUAUUUUAAAGGCGAAGAGAGUAUUUCAUCCGCCAACAAAUGCCUUUUGAAAGUUGCUCAGUAUGCUGCGCAGCUUAAAAAUUAUGAAAAAGCUAUUCAAAUUUAUGAACAGGUUGCAAUGUCAUCACUUGAAAGUCCGCUACUCAAGUAUAGCGCAAAAGAAUACUUUUUCAGGGCAGCUCUUUGUAACUUAUGUGUAGAUGCGCUCAAUGCUGAGCAUGCUAUUGAAAGAUACAAUGAACAGUAUCCAGCAUUCCAAGAUUCAAGAGAAUAUAAACUCAUAAAGACAUUGAUUGAACACCUCGAAGAACAAAACGUCGAAGGUUUUACAGAGACAGUUAAGGAGUAUGAUUCAAUUUCGCGAUUAGAUCAGUGGUACACCACGAUACUACUUCGUAUAAAGAAACAAAUUAAUGACAACCCUGAUCUCCGCUGA
Molecule: messenger RNA, 876 nt
Organism: Cotesia congregata
Lineage: Eukaryota; Metazoa; Arthropoda; Insecta; Hymenoptera; Braconidae
Source: the annotation of a GenBank genome assembly